Molecule: messenger RNA, 1460 nt
Organism: Triticum dicoccoides
Lineage: Eukaryota; Viridiplantae; Streptophyta; Magnoliopsida; Poales; Poaceae
Product: NADH-cytochrome b5 reductase-like protein
Exons: 12
Coding region: 148-1164 (338 amino acids)
Molecular function (GO): cytochrome-b5 reductase activity, acting on NAD(P)H
Source: RefSeq, a predicted model, not a curated record
AGGUCACCAGUCACCACACCACAGCACACUCCCCCAGAUCGGCUUCCGUUGCGAGACGGACCGCCCCUCGCUUUAUUUCCGCCACCACCGACGCCGCGCCGGCGAAGGAGCCCCUCGCCAGAUCGGAUCCCUCCGCCGCGACGCAACAUGGCGGCUCUGCUGAUCCGUAGGCUCGCCGGGACCUACCGCGGCCGCGCGCCGCUGGCCGCCGCCGCCGCCGUUGGCGGGGCCGCGCUCUUCUACGCCUCGUCGAACCCCACCGUCGCGCACAUGGAGGAGAAGGGGGAAGAUGCCGCUGCCAAAGUUGCCCUUAACCCUGAGCAAUGGUUAGAAUUCAAGCUCCAGGAGAAGGCAACAGUUAGUCAUGAUUCAGAGCUAUUCAGAUUUUCGUUUGACCCAUCUACUAAGCUGGGCCUGGAUGUUGCCUCAUGUCUUGUAACAAGGGCCCCCAUAGGUCAGGAAGUGGAGGGAAAAAGAAAAUACGUCAUUCGCCCGUACACACCUAUCUCUGACCCAGAUUCUAAAGGAUAUUUCGACCUAUUAAUCAAGGUUUAUCCCGAAGGGAAAAUGUCUCAGCAUUUUGCUAAUUUGAAGCCAGGAGAUGUUCUCGAAGUCAAAGGGCCCAUUGAAAAGCUCAGAUAUAGCCCAAAUAUGAAAAGACAAAUUGGCAUGGUUGCUGGUGGUACUGGCAUAACGCCAAUGCUGCAAGUUGUUAGGGCCAUCCUGAAAAACCCUGAUGACAACACUCAGGUUUCCUUGAUCUACGCCAAUGUGUCACCAGAUGAUAUCUUGCUGAAAAAGGAGUUAGAUAGACUUGCCAGCAGCUAUCCUAAUUUCAAGGUUAGCUUUGGUGAAUUGCUGGGGUUGCUCAAUUGCCACAUGGGUGAAGUUGCUGCUAAGCAUGAUAUCUUUGCAACAUUUCAGGUGUUUUAUACAGUCGAUAAACCAUCAAGUGACUGGAGGGGUGGUGUUGGCUACAUAUCAAAGGACAUGGUUUUGAAAGGUUUGCCAGGCCCAGGGGAGGAUUCUCUUAUUCUUGUUUGUGGUCCUCCUGGAAUGAUGAAUCACAUAUCUGGAAAUAAGGCAAAGGAUUAUUCACAGGGCGAGGUCACUGGCCUUCUCAAGGAUUUAGGAUACACGGCAGAUAUGGUAUACAAAUUUUGAGUCGAUCACGGAAACGUAGGGACGCUGACAUGCCCGCUGCCUGCCAUGGCAGUAAAAUAAACCGCAGCUGAACCUUUUUUUCUUGUCGCGCCACGGCAAUUAGUGCCAAACUCAGAACAGUAUGGUGCAUCUUUUUGUAAGAAUUUCGGUUCGGUUCCGUUUUGUCAUCUGUGCGCGCUGCAUGGACACCUGAAUAACCUGACGCCGCCUGGUUGGCGGUGUUGUUUUAACCGGGCCGUUCUCUCUACGAUACUGGAAUGAAUGAGGUAACAGUUUGAUACAAGCCAAGCGUGCCA